UUGAGCUAAUCAGAGUGUCCCUGCUCUGUUGUGUAAAUCCACCCUUCCUGGGAAAUGAGAGCUUCCUGUUGCUUUAUAGAGCCCUCCUGCGGAAAGGUUGAGAUAUGUAAUCCCUACGCACCAGUGAGGACGCACAGAACACUGUCAGGCACAAUGACAGCCACCAGCCUCUCGCCCAUGUUCUCUGGCUGGUUUGUGGCUCUUCUCUUCUGGGCAAGAUGCACGACAGUGGAUGGCCUGGUAGAUGAACACUUAGCUGCACAACCUGCCACAACAGUAGGCUAUCACUCAGUAGAGAUGACUGCCAACAUACGGAGAAAGCAGAGCUCGGAGAUGCUUGUUUCUGCCAAGAUCCCCUCGUGUGUAUUAUCUUGAGAAUCCAAGAAAAACUCCUGGGGAGGUCUCUACCAGCGUGGGGGUCAGCAACAGCAGAUAAAAGGUCCAUAAUGGUUUGGGGUGAAAGGUUAACUGAAACCUCAUUAUGAGCGGCCCCCACCUGGCUCAACUUCCUGAAUUUGUUCGUCAUUCACCCCAUGCAACGUCGGUGAUCAACGCAUGAACUCAAGAGUUGUGAAACAACUGGAAGUUUGGAGCAGCGCCCCUUUCGCUGUUCCUCAUCCUGUGCCUUCCCUUUUUUUUUUCUCUCCUUUCCCCUGACUGUCCCCCCUCCUUCCCCUGCCAGCUCCCCCCAAACUCUGAGCUCCUCCUCUGCUGAAAAGACACAUUUCCUGAUGUCAUUACUAAAUCAAAAUGCAGCUCGGCAAACAGAUGUUGUGAGAGGCCCAGCAUGUGGAUCCAGUGAAAUAAGUGAACGAGCUGGUCAUGAGAAAACACGAGCCGUGCAUUUCAUGUUUCAUUCAAUCAAUGAAGCCAUCUCUCUCUCUCUCUCUCUCUCUCUUUCUCUCUCUCUCUCUCUCUCUCUCUAUCUCUCUCUCUCUGACUGCUCUUUUAAAGUAGUGAGUGGCGACAGUGAGAAACUACCUCGCAGAUGAAACACUCUGGUGAGCUGCUCGUGACAGAAAAGAACAAACACUUUGCCGCAGCUAUGGUGGAAAUAGCUACUUUUAAACAGCCCGUCAGCUGGGUCUCACAACUUGUUCCAGGUUUGGUCAAAUUAACCUAAAUAUGAAAUCCCGCCUGUCUGCACAGCACACCCUGCAGCGUCAUGAUUACAUCCACCCCAAAACGCUGAAGCCCUAAAUGUUUACUUAUGUUUCCUAUUUGGCAGAGGCAGCCCAAAAGGCAAAUAAAUCACAUGCUGUGAGCUGGCCAGGCCGUCGACUGUGAGAAACUGAGACUAAAAAGCAGAACAAGAGUUAAAGAGUAAGGGUUUUCAGAUGUGGGUCCAGCCCAGCUUGGGUGUGCUCCCUUUUAUUUGGGAGAAUGGAGAAGACAAUCUUUGUUGCCUCCACCCCUUUAAAAGGGAAGAAAGUCCUAGAGCAACGCGUGUUGGAGAGGGGAAGCACUGCUGCCAAGGCGCAGGGCCGUCAGACAGAUCUUCCAAGAACAUCUGGUAACCGCGGGUAACACUGUUUGGACAUCUGGUUACCGAAGGUUACACUGCGUCUCUUCCAUCCUGCCGGGUUUCCUGUUAUGCCUCGCCGUACACAGACUAAGACGUGUAGCUUUAUUAUACAUGGUCAUCAGCCGGGGGAAUCGCACCUUCAUUCGUUUUCUUCUGACAUGAAUGGAGCACUUGGUUUCAUUGGGGUAUUCCUCUCCGUUCUCUCCGACACAACCUACGGAGAGGCUACCGUGCCGUUUGCUUGUGGGAAUGAUACCCACCGUUGCCCAGAAAUAUGCAACUUCUGUAGUGACAUGUACGGUGCUCCAACAAUGGAUUGCCUGUCAACCCUGAUUGGCCAUUUAUGUCUCAACACUUUUGAGAGUUCAAUGGCGUCACUGAACAGCACCGACUGGUGCAUGUGGGGUAACGUGAGCGGAUUGUACAGUAACCUAAGCCAUUGCACAGAGGAGAUGUCUGACUGUCUCAUGAUCCCGUGGCCCAACCCGCUGGUGGAAGAGACCUUUGUGGACAUUCACUCCAGGUUCUUCCAGGAUUGUCCAGAAGAGGAGUUGAGCGACCCGCCGCCGGUCGUCGUCUUAGCCCUGGUGAUUACUCCCAUCUGUAUGAUCCCGGUCAUGGUCGUACUGGUGGUGUUCAAAACUAAGAAUAGCGAUGGCAGCUACUGAGGAGCUCAAUUCUUGGUUCACAGUCACCAGGAAAAUCACGAUUCUGGACCUAUGCUCAGUCUAUUCUGUCAACGUGAGGACUGCUUGUUUCCACGCAGGCUGCUGCCGUCCUUUAAUCUCACCGGUGAGCUUUCGGAGGUGUGACUGUUUCUGACAAGUUAACCUGCACUUCACUUCUUGGAGGAAUUCUGAAACAUCAGCAGCAGAGAAAACCGAUCAAUAGACACUUCUGAGCCAGAGUUCAAAAUGUCAUAUUCAAUGUGGCUGAUCAGAGUCAAACCCCCUGGUGUUAACAGACGCUAACUGUGACGAAAUAAUUUGUUAUUACUAAUUCAUGUACUGUAUCGAAUUAACAAUUUUUAGGAAGAGAGACUGUGACAAAAGAUUUGCUUUCAACCACCGACUGGAAAUUGGAACACUGAUGGUUUUGGUUACUUCCAAACUGGAUGCACAUGUUCGGAAAACGGCUCUAUUUGAAAUGGAGAACACAAUUUUCAGGUUUAUGAUGACAAAAGCUCUUGAGCUUGCAAAACUAUGUAUUUGUUGACAGUCCUCGAUAAGUCUGACACCAUUUGCCUUGGUUAAAGACAAGAUUCUGAAAUGAUGACUUAUUGCUGAACUCGUGAACUCUUCAAACUGAGCCACUAAUUAGACGACUUACUAUUCAAACCAAGGCUGAUCUGGGUACAGGUAUGCGUUCGUUGUUUGAUAUAUGCAAAUGGUCAGCCACGUGUACACAGGGAGAACUACCAAGGGAGUAUAGUGUGAUGUAUGGAUGUGGUUAUGUGAGUCAGAGCAUAUGGUUUGGGGGUCAAAGGUUACAGAUGGGACACAAUGAAGGGGUACGCCCAGAGAGGGAGAUCUUUUUACUGGAAUUGUCUAUUUUUGGAAUAGUAUUGAAUCCUUAAGCACUUUCACUGUGACAAUCCUCACGAUCUUAUGUUGAUGAGCUGAACGAAGUGUAUCUAACGUCUCAAUCCAGUUCAGACAAAGGGACAUAUUGAGUUUGUCUGUGCAGCCUAGUGACAAACACUGAGUGAUGACAAGAAGAUAAUCGUGCUAUCUUCUGCUUGAAUCUUGAUACCCGUGGGUAUGUGUUGUUAUGACGACAAAGCCAUUGUAAGCGCUUUCAGAUUUGGAACCAAAUGUGUAUUUAUAUACUGUGUUAUUUUUCUGCUAUUGUCAGGACUUACCGUGCUGUCUGUGAGAACACACCCUGCCUGCUCUCACGCAAUGUACUGUAUGUACUUUUUUAUAUUUUGUACAAUUAAAUCUACAGUUGGAAUGUUGGCUCUA
Platichthys flesus (European flounder) is the source of this 3489-nucleotide messenger RNA. It is a transcript of the gene ramp2, whose product is annotated as receptor (G protein-coupled) activity modifying protein 2. Gene Ontology annotation, molecular function: coreceptor activity. Lineage: Eukaryota; Metazoa; Chordata; Actinopteri; Pleuronectiformes; Pleuronectidae. Gene Ontology annotation, biological process: G protein-coupled receptor signaling pathway; cellular response to hormone stimulus; angiogenesis. Gene Ontology annotation, cellular component: membrane; cell surface; signaling receptor complex. Bases 1594 to 2193 code for a protein of 199 amino acids. The transcript has 7 exons. The record is from RefSeq and is a predicted model, not a curated record.